Populus euphratica (Euphrates poplar) is the source of this 1604-nucleotide messenger RNA. Its product is annotated as AT hook motif DNA-binding family protein. NCBI's taxonomy places the organism in Eukaryota, Viridiplantae, Streptophyta, Magnoliopsida, Malpighiales, Salicaceae. The record is from RefSeq and is a predicted model, not a curated record. The transcript has 6 exons. Gene Ontology annotation, molecular function: minor groove of adenine-thymine-rich DNA binding. The coding region runs from base 128 to 1243 and encodes 371 amino acids.
UCUCUCUCCUUAAAAAAAACCCUAAAAUACACACUCAAAUCCUAAAAAAAAAAUAUUCAAUUCCAGAAAAAUAAAAAAAAAAUCUCUCAAUUCCCUUCUCUAUCUCUCUAAAAAGGGGAAAAAAGAAAUGGAACCCAACGACUCGCACCAACAGCAGCAACACCACUUCACCUCUUACUUCUCCACCUCCACCACCACCACCACCACAACCACCCCAUCACCUACCAAUGGCCUCCUGCCACCUCAUCAACCCACAGACUCCACCACUCCUACUGGGCCCCACAUGCUCUACCCCCAUUCAAUGGGACCCUCAACCACUGCUACAGUGACAGGAGGAGGAGGGGGAGCACCAGUGGAGGCGGCGGCGGCGGCAGCAGCAGCGAAGAGAAAGAGAGGGAGGCCAAGGAAAUAUGGGACGCCUGAACAAGCUUUGGCUGCCAAGAAAACGGCCUCCUCUAAUUCUGCUGCUGCUUACAGAGAAAAGAAAGAACACCAAGGUGGUUCUUCCUCUACUAUUUCCUCCUUUUCAGCCUAUUCAUCCAAAAAAUCUCAACAUGCUUCUCUUGGCAAUGCUGGGCAUGGUUUUACACCACAUGUUAUUACAGUAGCUGAGGGUGAGGAUGUCACCCAGAAAAUCAUGCAUUUCCUACAACAAAGUAUGCGUGAAAUGUGUAUUUUAUCAGCAUCUGGUUCAAUUUUGAGCGCAUCUCUCAGCCAACCAGCAACUUCAGGAGGCCUCAUUUCAUAUGAGGGUCGGUAUGAGAUCAUUUCACUGUGUGGAUCGUAUGUGCGUACUGAUAUGGGGGGAAGAGCAGGUGGGCUCAGUGUAUGCCUAUCUGAUACCAAUGGCCAGAUUAUUGGAGGAGGUGUUGGUGGACCUCUAAAGGCUGGUGGCCCUGUGCAGGUCAUCGUCGGUACUUUUAUGCUUGACAAUAAGAAGGGUGGUAGUGGAAAAGGUGAUGCCUCUGGCAGUAAGCUGCCAUCACCAGUCGGAGCAUCAGUACCAAGUUUUGGCUUCCGCUCUCCAGUUGAGUCUUCUUUGAUGAAUCCAGCUAGGGCAAAUGAUGACCAUCCUACCAUCGGAGGGAAUCCUUUUACAAUGCAACCUACCAGCAUGCAUUUGACACCUACAAGGCCCCUGAAUUGGAUGAGUGGUCCAGAUGUCAGAACUACUGGUUAUGAAUUUACAGGAAGAACAGGUCAUGGAGGACCCCAAUCUCCGGAAAACGGGGACUACGAGUAAAUUCCAGAUUACAGAUUGGUUGACUUUCGAAACACUGUUUUGCCAUCUUUCUUGUGAUCAUUGACCAGAGAAAAUGCAUGCACAAGCUUUUGGACCCUUCGCGGAGUGCUAGAUGAUAUGUAUAUCUGUACAGUUUAGUCGCAAUCAUCACUCAUUGCUAGCUUAUGCUUCCUAGAUUAUGGCCCUAAAUUAAAACUGUUAACCUUAUUUUAUGCUCCUGUACUGUUUUUUUUUCCGUCUCCAUUGACUCUGGUUUUGCACACUGGAGUUGGUGGCUGAUUCCUGUUAGACAUUGAAUUAAGGUUCAACGGCAAACCUGGCAUGAAAGGGAAAGUUGUGCAAAUUGAGAUGAUUUCUAUCA